AUGGCUCAGUGUAAAAGACCGAUUGGAGUGCACUUAUAUCCAACAAAUAACUGUUGUAAUGCCCCCCCUCCUAACCAUGUCUCUCUUGGCGUUUCCCCCCACAGUUGGGCGACUGGAGACUGGGGUGCCUGCAGUCGCUCAUGUGGAGGAGGUCAGCAGACCAGGGCGCUGCGCUGCCUGAGGAAAGUGACCUAUCAGAGGGAGGAGGGGGUGGUGCACUCCCUCUGCCCCGUCAUCUCCCCUGCCCAGGUCCAGCCCUGCCACACCCAGGCCUGCCCCCCCGAGUGGAGCACCGGGUCCUGGUCACAGUGCUCAAAGACCUGUGGCCGGGGCCUGAGGAAGCGGACCGUGUUCUGCCGCAGCACUGAUCCCGGGGCGAAAGCGGUGGUGGUGCCUGACAGCAUGUGCAGACAGCACCACAGACCCAAACCCCAGGAGACCUGCGUCCUGCGCCGCUGCCCCAAGAACGAGAGGCUGCAGUGGCUCCCGACUCAAUGGGGAGAGUGCUCCAGGUCUUGUGGCUCAGGCACCCAGAAGAGAGAGCUUCGCUGCGGGGAAAGAGACUCACAGGGAGGGUAUGUGGAGUUCCCCAUACGGAGGUGCAGAAACAUGGCCAAACCCCUAGUGGAUCUCCAGCAGGGCUGCAACCGAGGCCCCUGCCCGGAGGUCCCUCGGGUGAUCGCCGGCAGGAGUGGCCCUGUGGUCCUCGGCUGGUACUCCUCUCCCUGGCAACAGUGUUCUGUUUCCUGUGGCGGGGGGGUCCAGACCCGGUCCAUCCAGUGUCUCCGGCAGGGCCGUCCCGCAGCCGGCUGCCUGCCCCACCAGAGGCCUGUCACUUCCAGGGCGUGCAACACACACUUCUGCCCCGCUGCUCUCCCCGCUACGGCACAGCGCCCAAGCCGGGUGGCAGCUGCUGGACCAGCACUGAAAGGUAAAUGCCUCUGA
Messenger RNA from Notothenia coriiceps (black rockcod), 945 nucleotides. RefSeq names its product A disintegrin and metalloproteinase with thrombospondin motifs 18-like. Bases 1 to 945 code for a protein of 314 amino acids. Lineage: Eukaryota; Metazoa; Chordata; Actinopteri; Perciformes; Nototheniidae. The transcript has 6 exons. The record is from RefSeq and is a predicted model, not a curated record.